AAGCUGGAACGGAGGCUACGUCGGAACCACAGAAUCAAAUCCGGCAGAUCGGAAUCGCUGCCGUUACUGGUCUAACUCAGACUUCUUGAUUCCAGUACAUCUUAUUCCCGGCUCCGGCAUGCUUCGCAUCACGGUCCGGGGAAUGAAUCAUAUGCGGCGCUUCGAGCACCUAUAUUUGGGGCACGCUUGCAUUCUUGUGUCGGCCACGAAUCAGAUGUUCCCGUUCCGCCGGACGUUAAUACUCCAGCCAAAGGAAAGUGAUUCAACUUCUCGCAUCCGCCCCACUCCCUCGCCAUUGUCUGAAGAUGACAGAGUUCGUGGGCCUGGAGUCAUAGCGGUCGCGCCGACAAAGGUAGUCGUCGGCUUCACUGAUGUUCACGGCGCACUGUCUGCCAAAACGCAUCACCGCUCGGAAAAUGCAGAUGUUCUGGGUGAAGUCAUUGUCCGAUUGCAUCAGCAAAGGCCAGGGUGUCCAAUAAAUACAGCAUCGCUCCCCGCGAGAGGGAGAAAUUCGCGCAUACGACUCAGAAUAACUCUCCUUGGAAUCUCCGGUGCCAUAACUAGACGACCUACGGCGACGUCACACUCAGUCUCCCAACCAUGUCCUGUAGCUCCAUGCGAGGACUUGUCAAUAGAGGACGUGCUGAUUGUCGUGUGCUACAAACAGCAGGGAGACGCAAAACCGACUAAAAUGUCCAUUUUGGCUCCUAUGCCGAGUAAGUGUAGGAGGGACUUUUUUGCUAGCGCGGAGGAAGUUUUAGUAUGGCUGCCACUGAACUGGGACGCCGACCUGGCAUGCGGUUGCAGUGCAGCAUUCUGGAUUGAGCUUCGGUCUGCGAAACAAUUGCUCGGGAUUGCAUUUACGGGAGUGAGCGCCCUGGCGAAGAUCCCAAGGCGUGUCAGCGAAACCGAUAUCUCCUAUCUCGAGUUGCGAAAUAGGUUCAAUGUGCGUUGUGAUUCGGUAGCCGACUCGACAUUCUCUCAGCGGCUUUUGCGACCAAGCAAUGCAAAGCACAAGUGCGAUUUCUUGGUGAGCUUUCCCGCAUUUGCGGUGAUGCGCGCUCGGAUCCACCAUCGGAUACUGCUAGAGGAGGUGCAGCUCACUAAGCGGCGUGGGAAGCAAAUGACUGGCCGGCGUGCAAAGUCAGGUCCGCUGCUUCCAUUGCUCUCAGCACUUGCCGGUGAUGACAUUAUCUCCAGACUUAGGCUUGUUAUGAUAUGUCCAAUCUUUUUUGGUAGCAAUAUCCCCGAGAGACUUCCAGAGAUAGGCGUCUAUUGGUGUGGCGAGCGGGUUGGCUUCUGCCAGUACCAUCCAGGGAAGCCUGACCGAACUGCUUUCUUGCUCCCAUUCGGCCGCGGUGUCGUCAGUGCUCAGAGAAACAAAGACUUCCUAGAGCUGAGAGUAAGGAGCAAGCCCUCUACCAACACUUCCCUAAGAGCGGCACGCGUCACGCACGUGGACUCAAUAUUACUCUCUUGGGAUGAAUUCCAACGACUGCCUUCGGCGCAGACGGACUAUUACAUAGACCCCUCCCACAUACGGUCUCCAUACAACAUGAGCAGACUCGUCGCAACGCCACCAAUUGAAUUCGAGCUUUCUCGGGCCGGUAAAGCUGGUAAAGUAAUGGCUGCCAUAUCAGAUGGGCAUGGAACUGUCUUCUUGCGCGCGGGGACCGGCUCGAUCACUCUUCAUCUUGUGGUGGAGGAGUCCCGUGCUUCAGCACCCCAUGCAGUUUCGAUCCAGCUGGAGGGUCUAGCAUCUCUGCAAGACCCUCGAUUUCAAGGGAAUAAUAUGCGCGAACCAGCUUCAUUCGCAACUACCGAAGGCAGUUUAGUCGGUGACACACGGUGGCCUGGGUCGAUUCAACGCUGGCCCUUUGCCUCUGUGUUUGGUCCAGGACCUCGGGGGGGCUCCGUGCGCAAUCAAGCAGAGUGCAACAGUCCGCAAUGGCAUGGUUCUAGUCCGUGGAAUAAUAUCGGUGUUGACUUGAAGAGUGCCUUUCAUCUCCCAACACCGAGAGUCGUAUGGCCUAGUUCUUCCACGCAUCCCCCCUGUUCUAUCGAUCUCCUUGUUGUUCACUUUGGAAAGUACUCAGAUAAUGAAUGGACAGAGGCCAGGCGCAUCCAAGCCCAGGCCCGACAGGUUCUUGCGUGCAGGCGCAUUGCGCGUGAGCGCGCGAGAAUAGUGGCAUGUCAACCAGAUGGUUCGGCUCUGGCUGCUGUUACAUUGAUCCAAAAAACAUGGAAAUCACACGGUCGGCUGCAGUUAAGGAAAGGCGCAUCUGCAGUGACCAGUCUAAUGCUUUUGAAGCUAGGGCCCAAUAAGCGAUCACCAGACGUGAGCUCAUCAACUCACUGUGAUCGCGACGAAUGCGACGCGGUGAUCUGCGUUCUUGGUAGCGAUGAUCUUGUUUAUUCACAUUCGACGACGACUAAAUAUGAUCCGUUUGUGUUGAUAACGUUCAAUGGAGUCAAAAUUGGCCGGACAUCCACCAAGUAUAGGAGCACGCGACCACUCUGGCACGAAAAGUGCUUUUUGCACUUAAAAAGUACCAUUUUCCCUGAGAGAGGCCAAGACCAGGGGACAAUUGAUACCCUCGCAGAGAAGCUCCCGGUUUUUGUCGUCAUGGUGCUGCAACCGGAAGAUCGAGUACGAGUGCUCUACGCGGCACUCGCCACGACCUGCGACUUCCAGAGGGUCAAAACUCGGGCCCACGCCGCGAGGGAAGUGUUUCUCGUCGCGCGCCACGGUGAUCGACUAAUAUGCACGGAAAACGUAGAUUUCACGCAGUGUGAUCGACGGCGAUGCACGUACGCAGGUUUGCUAGCUGAUCGAAUCGGAUUUCCUGCAACAGGGAUUAUUGGCGGGGACGAGAAGACUAGAAUCGAAGCACUCGUAGGUCGAGUGCUAGAAUUGGAAAUUUGGGCCAGAACAAUCGAGUCUAAUGCGCUUUGCAUCGGCCGCGGGACAGUUGCCAAUUUAACAAGAACUUCCAUGCAACCCUGCAUCCGUCUCAUGGACUACUCGGGUGAGGAGACGCUGGCAGACAUGCAUUAUUCUUUCGGUUUUGUGCGUCUUCAGGUUACGUUUUCUUGUAGUACAACACAUUCCCCGGCCCAGCACACGACCAGUAUGAGGUCCACAUUGCGGCCUAGAUCUCAAUUCCCGCGGCCUCGACCUUCUUUCUAUCUUCAAGCAUCCAAAUUUACGUUAGAAAUUGCCCACGGGUCACCGUGCCAUCUGAGGUCGCUGCGCACCCUAGACCCGUAUAUAAAAUUCACACUGGGUUUUUACACUCAACGCUCGUCAGUUCUGAGCGCUGUUGGCCCCAUUGGCCCCUUGAUGACCUGGCCGCCAGGAGAAGUUGUAACACUAGCUGGUUGGCAUACUGCCCCAUACUCUACCUUCAAAAUUGAACUAUUUCACGACCGCAGUCCUUGUUCAGAUGAUACUUUUGGUUCAAAGUCGAUAGACCUUUCUUGCUGCACAAAUCAAUGGCACCCUCAGAAAGUGGCGAUUUCUGCAAAUGCCACACUCUCUUUUUCACUGACGCGAAUGGAAACGGGUGCUCCGGUACCACAAAAGUGCCAGGCAGUACCACAGCAGUCUUGCAGUUCCACCAGUCAAGGUCGCCUUACAUUAGUCCCUGAGAUUUGUAGCACUUACAGAGGACAUGACCUUAAAUUUUACAAAUUGACCGCCACACUCUCGCCGGGAACAGAGUACUGGGGAGCAAAGUGCAAGGACGCACGGGAAUUCUUUGUUCUUGCACGCAUGUGUGGACGAUGUGCGAAGACGACCACUAAACAUGGCUGUGAUUGGCGAGAGGAGGUUCUCUCGCUACCAGCUGAAUCUAUUCCUGAUGUUAUUCAUAGGUCCUCAAGCCACGAGGUGACAUUUCAGCUGUGGAAUAAUAACUUCCUCGUUGGUGAAGCUCGUAAACACAUUGGCAAAUGUCUGACACAGGUUGGAACUCAGUGCGCGUUUGAGCUCCGUCUAUCGCGUCCGCAUUCGAUCAAGACAAGGGGAAGUUUGCAUCUCUGUGUGGUAGCAAACCCCGCAUACGAUUAUUUCACGGACGAGAUUGCCGGGCUCGCCCCCGGGAACGAGUUGUUAGUGGCUAUAAUCCAGGCACGUAACCUUCCUGUUACAGAACGCAAAUCUGACCCCCUAGUGACUGUAAGUUGCAACGGGGAGUACACGUCUUCGUCAUUGAGGCCUAUUUCACCCUUCCCAGUUUGGAAUGAGGUCCUAACAAUGCGUGCAUUCGCAGAUUUCGAUGGUGCUAAUGCGCUUGAGUUGAUGGCAGAUAUAUUCGACGGAGAUGUCUCCUCUGACGAUGUACUUUUGGGAAGCGGUAGGAUGUCAAUUUCGAUGUUAGCCGACGGUGUGACGAAACGCACGUGGCAUGAUUUGGUUGUAAAGCCCAGUCAAAAUGGUAUGCCUCCUUGUUCUGACUUGAGAAAAGGUCGAUCUGAGCUCCUCCCUAGAGCCAACCAUCCCGAAGGCCCUACACUUUCAUCCACUCGUGGGGAGCUGGAACUUGCUCUUCAAUGGCGGCACUACACUGAGUCAUAGUUUUUUUAGACAUCCUUCCCUCUACUUCAAGCUCUGCCCACGAAAUUUUGGUAUCUUUGCGCCACUU
Messenger RNA from Pelagomonas calceolata, 4646 nucleotides. NCBI's taxonomy places the organism in Eukaryota, Pelagophyceae, Pelagomonadales, Pelagomonadaceae. The record is from the annotation of a GenBank genome assembly.